AUGGCUUCCUCAAGAUGUCAGUUCCUCGACCUUCCGCUCGAGAUCCGGCUUGAUAUCUACACCCAUCUCCUUCUUCACCCUCCUAUCGACAAACUUAAUAAGGCCCGGCCUGUAAUACGGUUACACCCAGCCAUUCUCGCCGCGAGCCGACAAACUCAGGCCGAGGGCACAGCCAUCCUCUAUUCCAAAAACAUAUUCCUGGCGCACACAACGCUGCUCGCCUCUUUCCCGCGGUUGCGGCCCUGGUAUCCACCCAUACGGGAGCGCUCGGUGCUCCAGCACAUCCGCCGCUUCCACAUCCGCGUGCGGCUUGACUGCGACCCGGCUUUUGACGCCAGCGCCGCGGCAGCAGCGUUCAGCGGCGUCGAAGAACUCAUCAUUGAAGUGUGGCAGGCCGUGUUCCAGGGGGCCGACCACGCCACGUUGCGGGUUUUCGAAGGCGUCCGCGGCGUCAGGGACGUUAAGGUCUAUGGGAGCAUCACCGGAUUUAAGGAGUAUGUUCGCUGGCUCGAGGGCGUGAUGCGCCGCGGCGCUGAUGGCGGCGGGAGGGCCUCGCCUGUUGAGAAUGACGACAAAAUUCAACGGUUCCCAGAGCCCUUCGUCAACGAAACUAUCUCAGUAACAACCACUCAGUCUCGACAUUCCAGCAUUGCCUGA
Messenger RNA from Colletotrichum graminicola M1.001, 657 nucleotides. RefSeq lists its product as uncharacterized. The coding region runs from base 1 to 657 and encodes 218 amino acids. The transcript has 2 exons. The record is from RefSeq and is a predicted model, not a curated record. NCBI's taxonomy places the organism in Eukaryota, Fungi, Ascomycota, Sordariomycetes, Glomerellales, Glomerellaceae.